Molecule: messenger RNA, 3237 nt
Organism: Chlamydomonas reinhardtii
Lineage: Eukaryota; Viridiplantae; Chlorophyta; Chlorophyceae; Chlamydomonadales; Chlamydomonadaceae
Exons: 13
Coding region: 117-2162 (681 amino acids)
Biological process (GO): xenobiotic detoxification by transmembrane export across the plasma membrane
Cellular component (GO): membrane
Molecular function (GO): antiporter activity; xenobiotic transmembrane transporter activity
Source: RefSeq, a predicted model, not a curated record
UCACCAAUACUCUACGAACAUCACUGACUGCGAUGGCUUGCUGGAGAAAAGCUUAGUGUUGCCAGGCCGCCCGCGCACGUCUUUCGCACGUUCGCUUUACCGCUGCUCCUGACGCCAUGAGCGCUCGCGGCUCAAUAGACACCUUGUCACCUCGCGCGCUGUCGCCAAGCCGCGCAAAUGGCUUUGCUCCCGUCGACAGCCUUCAAGAGCCACUGCUUCCGCAGCAGGAGGCGGCCGCUCCAGGCGACGGGAAGCGCGGGAGGCUUGUCGCAGAGCUCAGAAAGUUACUCAAGCUAGCCGGGCCGCUUAUCAUUCAGAACCUGUUCGGCUACCUGCUGUCAGUGGUGUCGGCCGCCUUCAUCGGCCACCUCAAUGACCCCGUGGCGCUGUCCUCGGCGGUGCUGGCGGGCAGCUUCUACAACAUCACCGGCUACAGCCUUGUCAUUGGCCUGAGUGCGGGCAUGGAGACGCUGUGCGGACAGGCCUACGGCGCCAAGAACUACCCCAUGCUGGGCCUCAUCCUGCAGCGGGCGCUGCUGAUCUGCUGGGCCGCCUGCAUCCCCAUCGCGCUGUUCUGGAGCCAGGCCGACCGCCUGCUCAUGCUGCUGCACCAGCAGCCCGAGAUCGUGGCGGGGGCGUGCAGGUACCUGCACAUCGCCACGCCGGCGCUGUUCCUGUCGGCCAUCUCCAGCUGUGUCUUCCGCUACCUGGUGACUCAGCAGGAGGUGCGCCCCUCCACCGUCUGCACCAUCAUCACUGCGGCGCUGUGCCCGCUCUACAACUGGUUCUUUGUGUACCACCUGAACUGGCGGCUGGACGGCGCGGCGGUGGCCUUCCUGCUGUCCACCGGCACCUACUCGGCCCUGCUGACGGCCUACACGGCCGUGCGCGACUGGAGGCGGCGCCACAAGCCCAGCCACACAUGGCCCGGCUUCACGUGGCGGGCGCUGGAGGGCUGGGGGCCGUACCUGCGCAUGGCGGCGCCGGCGGCGGCCAUGAUCUGCAUGGAGUGGUGGAUCUUCGAGUUCGUCAUCUUCAUGGCAGGCUCCCUGGGCGAUUUCGCUGACGUGGCGGUGGCGGUGAUGGGGCUCAGCUUCCACAUCACCAGCUGGACCUACAUGAUACCCAUGUCCAUCGGCACAGCAGCCAACACGCGCGUCUCCAACGAGCUCGGCGCCGGCUGCGCCGCGGGCGCGCGCCGCGCCGCGCGCGUGGCCAUCGCGUGCGGGCUUUGCGUGCAGCUGUGCGUGAGCGUGUUCCUCUACACGGGCCGCCACACGGUGGUCAAGAUGUUCACCACACAGCCGGACAUUGUGUACCACGUGGGCCGCAUCAUGCCCGUGCUGGCCGUCAGCUGCAUCGGCGACGGCCUCAUCGCGGUCAUGGCGGGCGUGCUGCGCGGCAGCGGCCGCCAGUCGCUGGGCGCGGCGCUGAACCUGGUGGGCUACUGGUGUGUGGGCUGCCCCGUGGCGCUGCUGCUGGGCUUCCACUUCCGGCUGGACGUCAUGGGCUUCUGGAUGGGGCUGGCCAGCGCCACCUCGCUGCAGGCGGUCAUCCUGGGCUGUGUGCUGUCGCGGUUCAGCUGGCCCUGCGAGGUGGCUCGCGCCGCCCGCCUGGUGGCGCAGCAGGCGGCGCAGGAGCAGAAGGCGGAUGAGUACCGGGCGGCGGCGGCGGCAGCGCGGAGGUCGGGGCAGUGGUCGCGCCACUCCUCGCGCCACGCCUCGCAGCAGCACCUGCACCAGCAGGAGCAGGCGGCGGCGGCGGCCGCGGCCGCGGCGGCGGCGGCGGUGGUGGUGGCGGCCGCUGAAGCCGCGGCGGCGGCGAAUGGCAUUCUGGGUCCUGGCGAGGGAGGAAUGGGUGGCCCCUGCUGCUGUCACCAGGACAAAGCCGUGCCGCGGAAGGACGCGGUGGAUGUUGAAGCGGCGGCCGCGACGGCACAUGCGGCGGCGGCGGCGGCAGCGACGUCAGGAUCGGAGGCCUGUGCUGGCAGGAUGUUGCCAGGACCCGGGCAGGGCCAUACGCACGUCAAGCAGCCAGCAGUGGAGGCGAAUGGGUACGGAGCUCGGUGUGAGAAGAUGCCUAACGGCAAUGGACACGCAACGCCGUCGGCGAAUGGUGAUGCGGAUGUGGAGGCGGCACUCGCAGACUCGAAGCCGGAAUGAGAGUGGAGGCCAGAUUCGGAGCAAAGCAGCGCGGGUGCAGGCGGCUUGCAGGCUAGUUGGGAGGAAUACUAAUAGCUUUUAACGCUGAGACAGGGUUGAGUGACCGGGGUAGGUUGAGGUGUAAAAGGACGUGCAAAGGUAUUACGAUGCUUGUGUGCAUGAAGACGGUUGAGCCUCGUGAGUUUGCAGCACUUAUGUGUAUGAAAGGCCCAGGCCGUCUAUAUAUCCUGGGUAGAUUGGGGCACGUGGGUUGCCCCGCGUUUGUUAGGGAGCGAGUGAGUGUGUCGAAUGGGGCAGUGCACGAAACAGGCAAAUGCAAAGUCGGACGCUUGGAUGCAGGGUUUAUCUGCUCGUGUGCACUUUGCGCAUGUGGGGCCCGAGUGACAAGGGGCUGGCGGCACGGGGGAGCCCGGGUGGGUGCGUAUCUGUAGUGAGGCGGUGUUAAGCGGGACAUGGACUGUUUCUUUUACUUCGUUCGGAACUUUGUUUGCAUGAUUAAUUUCCAGGCAUUGUAGGCAGGUACGGUUGGGGCGGCGGGCAUGGGAACCAUCACAGGUUUAGGGAAAGCCGCGGAUGUAUUAUAUUCCGGGCGUGAUUCAUGGGCGAUUAAGUCGGUACGUGUCCAUGGAGGCUCCGCGGACAAGGGGAGGCCGGGUGCGUUGUGGGCGACAACCUGGGAAAGGGAGUGGGUGGAUGUGAGACUAUGGUCGCCACGGUGUUGGCGGUGUGUCGGGGAACCGUGCGCGCACACGCCGGGACCCCGUCAGGGUGCGCCCAUGGCACCGACGCGGCUGCGUGGGCGUGUUGUGGCCGUUAGGCGUCCCUCCACGCCUCACACGGAGGCGUGGCCGUUGGGUGAAAGGCGAGGGGGGUGGCGCUACCUGGCGUGGCACGAAGCCGGCGUUAUAUUGGUGGACUGCUACAGAUUGAUACAGAUUGAGCUUCGGGAGGGAAAGGUGGUGGUGAUGAUGAGUGGGGCUGGCACCGGGUGACGUGCGGGGCAGGGUUGGUGCGGGGGAGGUGCGUGUCGGGAGUCUCCAGCCCCGGGAUGGCUCCUGCCGGGACCUAUGGGACC